AUGACAACAUCGGGUGUAGUGAGGGGUCAGACGAUAGAUGUGUUGAACGUAAGUAUUGACCAGUUUUUGGGUAUACCUUAUGCCGAACUACCCGUCGGGAGAUUUCGGUUCGCCAAACCUGAACCCAUCAAAACACCACUCAAUGUUAGAGAAAAUUCCCAUAAGUUUGGCGGAGAUAGGGAUCAAAUCACCAUUUUUGGUGAGAGCGCCGGGAGUUGGUCGGUGUCCGCAGACAUACUCUCCCCGCUAUCCAAAGGCCUAUUCAAGAGGGCUAUUAUGGAGAGCGGCGCCCAUAUGUAUAACAAAAACAUCGAUCGAUUGACUAAAUCCCAGGCCUUAACAAAAGCAAAACAAUUCAAUUGUACCGAAACUAGCGAUUGGUUACAAUGUCUGCGAGCGCUCAACACUGACGACUUGAUUGCCCCCGAAUUGGGACUUAGUUUUCCCUUAAAUGGCGAUCAAUUUUUGCCACUCAGGGCUAAAAAAGCAUUUGAAACUAUGAAAUAUAAUCAUGGGGUAAACACGUCAAGCGAAUCGGCCCUUCGGCGAGCAUUUUACGACUUGACGAGCCAUCUCAUGAUUACUUGUCCCACAUAUAUGUUUGCCAAACAGUUUGCCCGUAAUGUUAAAGCAAAUGCGCAUAAUGUUUAUUUCUACCAGCUCACCUAUGUUAGCCAGGUGUUGGCCAAUCUGUAUAACUGUGACGUUGCCACCAAGGGCGUUUGUCACGCCACUGAUUUGACCUAUGUGUUUGGCAUACCGUUCCUUAUGCCCGAUAUCGCCACACCCGACGACAUUUGGUUUAGCCGUUAUAUAAUGGAGAUGUGA
Molecule: messenger RNA, 828 nt
Organism: Medioppia subpectinata
Lineage: Eukaryota; Metazoa; Arthropoda; Arachnida; Sarcoptiformes; Oppiidae
Source: the annotation of a GenBank genome assembly